GGAACAGUUAAAAGCUUAUUAUGAUAUGUACCAAAUUUGAUGAUCGUUUGAACAAGAAUGGAGAAAGAGCACCAAAACUUCGUAAAUUUUCCAUCACUCAUAGUUACCUUCUUAUCCUUGUUCAUAGUAUUGUUGUUCAUCAUCAUUUAUCAUCAUCAUCAGAAACGCAGCAAGAUUAAUCAUCGGCGGCAGCAGCUUCCGGCAGGAAGAACCGGGUUCCCCAUCCUCGGAGAAACAAUGGAUUUGGUAACAUCCGGGCCGGAAGUAUUCAUCCGGGACAGGAUGAAAAAAUACGACCCGACCCGAAUGGUAUUCAGAACCUCAUUGCUGGGAGAGAAAAACAUGGCGGUGUUUUGCGGGGCGGAAGGGAACAAGUUCCUCUUCUCCAACGAGAACAAAUGUAUCAAUCCAUGGUGGCCGGCAACGUUUACUAAGCCAUUAGAGUUCCCUCUUCCUAAAGGGUGGACAGUGGCCGAUGCGGCGCGGACGGCCCGGGUUUUCCUUCUCGAGUUCCUGAGGCCCGAAACCUUCCGAACAUGGAUUCCUACAAUGGAUUCCAUGAUCAGAAGACACAUCGAGAAUGAGUGGGCACCUAAAAAUGAAGAGAUCGAAGUUUACCCAGUAUCUAAGAAGAUUGUGUUUUCACUUGUGUGUAGGGUUUUCUUGGGCAUGAAGGAUGAAAAGAAUGUUGACAUCUUGAAACGGGAUUUUGAUAUGAUGUUGACUUUUUUGUUUUCACUGCCCGUUGACUUGCCCGGAACGGCCUACAACAAAGCUAUGAGAGCUGGCAAAAAAGUGAAGGAAGGGAUAUUGAAGAUGGUUGUUGAAAAAAUUCAACAGGGUCACGUUGACGAUGAUGAUGGUGGUGAUAUGGAUCUUUUGACUCACAUUUUGUUCAGAUCAAAAAACUACGACAAGACUUGUAUUAGGGAAAAAGACGUUUGCAAUGUUUUGACUGGUGUUCUACUUGGUGCUUAUGAUGACAUCUCCGCUGCGGCCACUUUUGUGAUCAAAUAUCUUGCACAACUUCCCGAUAUUUACGACCAGGCUUACCGAGAGUGCAUGGAUAUUGCUGGCUCCAAAGUUGAGGAUGAGUUGUUGACUUGGAAUGAUAUCCAGAAGAUGAAGUAUUCCUGGAACGUGGUACGGGAAACCAUGAGGUUAAUGCCCCCGGCGCCAGGAGCAUACGGUGAAGUUGCAAGUGAUCUUAGUUUCCAAGGUUUAACCGUUCCCAAAGGAUGGAAGACAUUUUGGAGCGUGUAUUCAACGCAUAAAGACUCCAAAUACUUUCCAAACCCGGAGGAAUUUGACCCAUCAAGAUUUGAAGGAAAUGGACCGGCACCAUACACCUACGUACCUUUUGGUGGUGGAGUUAGAAUUUGCCCUGGAAGAGACUAUGUUCGAGUGCAGAUACUUGUUUUUAUGUAUAAUGUGGUCACCAGAUUUAAGCUGGAGAUAAUUGAUCCCAAUGAGAAAGUAAGGUAUCAGAUUACCCCUUUCCCUGAACAUGGUCUUCCGAUCCGGCUCGUACCCCACGUUAACAGAGAAACAACAUCAAUGCAGUGAAAGAGACUCUCACUAUCCUCUCUGUUGGGGUAAGUACAUAGUUUCAAAAUUUAGAUUUAUUACUUGAUUGGUUUGUCUGGAAAGACUAAAAACAAGAACAUACAUUACGAAGUACGACCAAAACAUAGAUAGAAGAUGUGCCCUGUGUUUGAUGGCAAAUGAAACGAUUGAGCAUCUCUUUUUCGACUGCCUAAUCUCGAUACAGAUUAUCACUAAUGCAAUGGUCCUAAUUGGAAUAUCUUUCUCAGCAUUUCAAUAGUCCAGCAUCAAAGAGAUUUUCAUAAGAGACUAUGGCUCGAGUUCUGGUAGGGAUGCAUGGCAUCAUCAGGGGACUACUUGCAUCUUCUGUUUAUCACAUUUGGGAAGCAAGGAAAUGCCCAAUUUUGAUAUCUCAACCUUUAUCAGAAUAUGAAAUUAUCUUUUCUUUGAAAAUAAAGCUCUCCACAAUCAAGAAG
Oldenlandia corymbosa var. corymbosa is the source of this 2021-nucleotide messenger RNA. The record is from the annotation of a GenBank genome assembly. NCBI's taxonomy places the organism in Eukaryota, Viridiplantae, Streptophyta, Magnoliopsida, Gentianales, Rubiaceae.